Durusdinium trenchii is the source of this 1584-nucleotide messenger RNA. The record is from the annotation of a GenBank genome assembly. Lineage: Eukaryota; Dinophyceae; Suessiales; Symbiodiniaceae.
AUGGCGCCGACAGGUGCUGAAGCAGUCCAAUACGGAACAGGAGAAAAGAGCUGCUUGAGCCAACCGAGGGGGCUUCAUGUGGAUGUGGAUGGUCAGCUCUAUGUGGCUGACUUUGCAAACUUCAGUGUGGUGCGCUUUGGCCACAAUGACGAUGCUGCGGGGCGAGUCGUUGUGGGUGAACGUGGGAAGCAACUCAUGGAUGUGGAUUACCUCAAGGACAUUGACAAGCCUUUGUCUCUUCCAGAUGGCGAGGGAGUCUUGUUGAAGAACCCCAUAGACAUUGUUCUGGACUCGGAUGGAGCUUUGCUGGUCUUGGACUGCCCUAUGGGCCGGGUGCAACGCUUUGAGCUAGGCCCAAAGGGGUCACCAGCCAGCGUGGUGGUCCCGCCCCCGAAGUCUAUGCCUGCCAAGUCCUUGGCUGUGCCAGAAGCUAUCAAGCGCCCACGGUGUAUGCUGCAUCAUCCUGAUGGAAGUCUGGUGAUAUGCGACACUUGGAGUCAUCGGGUGCUCAAGUACGGCAAAGAUUCGCUGACCCCCGAGUUGUUGGCGGGAAAGCCAAAUUCAUGCGGCUGCACAGAUUUGCAUUUGAGCUUCCCAAGCACUGUAGCCUUCUUGGAGGAUGGAUCCUGCUUGGUUUCGGACACCAAUAACCAUCGAAUCCAGCGCUUCCGACCUGGGGAGCUCAAAGGUGAGACAGUGGCUGGGUCCUGCGAGGGCAAAGCUGGGAGCUCUUUGAUGGAGCUCUCGAUGCCCACAGGCUUGGUGGUGGAAGCUGAUGGUAGCUUCCUAGUGGCUGACCGUGGCAAUGCCCGCGUGCUACGUUUCCGGGAAGGUCAAGGAGAGUUGGUUCUGGGGCCCGACCUGGUGGAACGACCGUGGGGCUUGGCUGUCGAUCAUCAUGGCAGUAUCUUUGUGUCGGACGAAAAGCGUGGAGUUGUGCUGAAGCUACCAGAGUCUGGUGUGGCCACGGGUGUCAAGCCGGCCAAACCAAUUGGCUCUAAGACCCCUGCGGUAAAAGCAGUAGAGGCACCACAACGCACUGCACCUACUGCACCUGUGGCUGAGCGCAAUGCUCCGAUCUUCCAACCACCCGAGCGUGCCAAGGUUGAAAAGCCGAUGGGAAACAGGGCCCAAGGCCAACCUGUUCCAAGCCCACAAGGCCCACAGGGUCCACAGGCAGAGACCGAGGCGGCCGCUGCACCUCUCCGGGCAGACCCUGUUUUCCAGCCGCCAGAGCGGCCACGAGCGGCAGUGCCAAAGGGGCAACCGCCGGAGCUGCCGAAAGAGGACAAGCUGCUAGAGCCCUCAAAACCUGGUCCACCCGCCAAGGCAGCUUUGGGAGUGAGGAUGGCAGUGAUGUUCGAGUUCCAGCCUUUCCUCAAGCGCCUGAAGAAGACGGCGUUCGGGGUGCAGGAACCGCUGUUGUCGAAGUGGGGCUUUGAUCCAUCCGAAGAAGGCCUCGCUGAGAUGAUGGUGUGCCUGAGCGACCACACCUUCAAGGAUUCAUCCUUGCGGAAACUUGCGGACGAGACGACCAAGAUGCUGUAUGGAGGGGAGGAUGGCAUGUGGGGCAUGGAGGAUUGA